Messenger RNA from Limanda limanda (common dab), 2520 nucleotides. RefSeq names its product caspase 3, apoptosis-related cysteine peptidase a (gene casp3a). Bases 67 to 915 code for a protein of 282 amino acids. Gene Ontology annotation, biological process: keratinocyte differentiation; neuron differentiation; positive regulation of apoptotic process. The transcript has 6 exons. Gene Ontology annotation, cellular component: cytoplasm. The record is from RefSeq and is a predicted model, not a curated record. Lineage: Eukaryota; Metazoa; Chordata; Actinopteri; Pleuronectiformes; Pleuronectidae.
CAGACACAGUUUGAAAGCCGAAGACACCGGAGUUCACCGCAGUGUCUGACCCGAUAGAAAGGAAACAUGUCGGCGAACGGAGCCGGACGAGCCGGAGAAGACUCCACGGACGCGAAGCCCAGCGACGAGCCGAGGUCCGAGGCGUCUUCGUCUGCUCCCGAGGAAGUGGACGCCAAGGCCCAGUCCCACAGCUUCAGGUACAGCCUGGAUUUCCCCAGCAUCGGCCAGUGCAUCAUCAUCAACAACAAGAACUUCGACAGGAGAACAGGCAUGAAUCAGCGGAAUGGGACCGACGUGGAUGCGGCCAACGCGAUGAAAGUCUUUGCCAAGUUGGGAUAUAAAGUGAAGGUUUACAACGACCAGACAGUGGAGCAGCUGAAGCAGGUUUUAGUUGGCGUAUCGAAGGAGGAUCACAGCUCCUCGGCCUCGCUCGUGUGCGUCCUGCUGAGUCACGGAGACGAGGGCGUGUUCUUCGGCACCGACGGCUCCGUGGAGCUCAAGUACCUCACCUCGCUGUUCCGAGGCGACCGCGUCAAAUCGCUGGUGGGAAAACCCAGACUCUUCUUCAUACAGGCUUGCAGAGGCACUGAUCUGGAUGGAGGGAUUGAAACAGACAGUGUAGACGAUGGUACGACCAGGAUCCCUGUGGAAGCGGACUUCCUCUACGCCUUCUCCACAGCCCCAGGCUACUACUCGUGGAGGAACACCACCAGUGGCUCCUGGUUCAUGCAGUCGCUGUGCGAAAUGAUCAGCAAGUACGGAAAGCAGUUGGAGCUCCAGCACAUCAUGACACGAGUGAACCACAAGGUGGCAGUGGAGUUUGAGUCUGUCUCCUAUUCACCAGGUUUUAAUGCAAAGAAACAGAUCCCGUGCAUCGUGUCAAUGCUGACCAAAGAGAUGUAUUUUACCCCCUGAUGUUGGUUGUGCUUGUGAAGUUUACACAUUCUGACUGAAAAUCUCCUGAAACCUCCGUUACAUAAAUCUGUCAGAGCAGAUGUGAUGCUAAAUUGCUUUUACUCAACAAAUUUGGGAUUACAAGGUUCUGAUUGCACUGUUCUAAAAACACAGAAUUGGAUCUUUCUUCUCAGGAACACAUCUUUUUUUUUGUACACAUUUAAACUUGAAAUAUCCUUCUUAAAACAAUGCAUGAAACAAUAAUGUUAUAAAAACAUUACAAUUUCGUUAAAAUCGUGAAAAUCUGCAGGUACAAGAACAAUUGGCCGUGUAAUUCCCAGUUGGUUACCAGUAGAGGCCUCUUCGCUGUUUACACUUUACAACAUUUCAGGGAAUUGCUAUCUGGAGCCUCUUUAAUAGGAAGUUUGACUUUUUAUAUCUGUUUAAUCAUGAACAUGCAUUAGGUCAGUCGUUUGGGGUAUUUUCUGUGUCAGUUGUUCUUUAUUACACCACUGAGUCUUGAUAAACAUCUGCUGUCUUUAAAGCUGUUUUCAGACAUGAACUCUGGAAAAUAUUACAACGUUCAGCUGAAGGGUGGCGUCUGGAUAGAUAACGUAUUAUGUCAACUUUUGAGUUUUCAUUUAAAGCCAAAAGCUCUCGACUCAUUGUUUUUCCAAGUUUACAUCUUAACGGUGUCUUGCACGUGAAUGGCUCCUCCUUUUCAUACUGAGAUAUUUGCAUUCCUCCAUUUCUACAUCCGUUAGAAUCCACACCCACUUAUUGCCUGUGAGUUUUCCUGUAAAUUUACUGCUGUAUUGCAGGAACAUUUCUGGAAAAUGUCUGGAGCAACUUACUCUGUGCAUUUGCAUUCUCACACUACAGCCUCUUAAAGAAAACUUGUCAGGUCAUGUCUGGCUGUGUGGAGCCUGAAGAAGGCACCACUUGCACUCCAUAGGUUCAUUAAAUGAUAAAGUUGUGUGGCACAUUCAGAAGCACCCAGUAAGCUAGCACGUGUGUGUGUGUGUGUUUUUUUUUUAGUGUUAAUGCUUAAGAAUACAAUUCUUAAUAUUAUUCAUUAUCUAUGGAUUUCUUUGAAGGAACAGUUGCCUGUGAUUGUCAUUCUAUAUGUGGACACAAGCUUCUUCAUAGCAAACACGAGUAAAGCCAGUCAACCUCCCUGAUGCUGUUAUAUGAUGAGUAAUUGAUACUUAUUUCAUUACUUAUUCAGAUGUUUUAUUUAUUUCUUAUGGGGUUGUUUUUAUACCUUAUGACAAAUUGGAUACUUUCUGACUUCUUAAAAAGAAUUUACAGCGGACUGUUUAAAAACUGAGUCAAACUUUUAUAUGUAAUCAUCAGGAUUGAGUGGUUGUAUAACUGGGCACAAUUUGAUCUAAGUUCUCAUCGAGGUCCUGGUCAUUUUUUAACUGACAUCACAGUUUUUAAUGCAGCGAACAAUCUGAAACUCAUGUGCGUUAAAAACAAUAUUCCAGUGCUAUUAGACAAUCCAGUCCUUGGAAUUGACUUUAGUUUGCUAUGAAUCUCACUCUUUGGCUUCUUUGAUGUAACAUCACUGCAGUGUUACUUGUGUUUUGUUUUUCCUGAAGAAUAAAGACCACUUUUCAUCGA